Molecule: messenger RNA, 885 nt
Organism: Leopardus geoffroyi (Geoffroy's cat)
Lineage: Eukaryota; Metazoa; Chordata; Mammalia; Carnivora; Felidae
Product: EKC/KEOPS complex subunit LAGE3-like
Exons: 3
Coding region: 378-713 (111 amino acids)
Source: RefSeq, a predicted model, not a curated record
UGGUCCGUGUGGACAGUUGCUCUGGGCAUCCGGAAUUGCAUUGUGGAGUAAAGGGGUGAAGCAUUGUGAGAGAGCGCUUUGUCCUUCAGUGAUGCCUUGAGAGGGUGGGAGGAUUCAAAGUUGGGUCUCAGGUGGCUGGUGGAGGCCCCGUGAGGGCAGCAGACGAAGGCACAGGUGCCGUGGGCGUGGUGGUGGGCGCAGCAGGUGGUGGCCAGUGUGUGCCAGGUGGACCUCGUGGUGUCAGUGGCCCCAGAGUCCCUGGUGGUUCGGGCGGUGCCUGUGACCCUGGCCAUCCCAGCAACCCCGGAGGCCUGAGCAAUCCGGAAAGAACCAGCAUUGUGGGAAAGGUAGGUGCCGCCUCUGGUGGCGCUCUCCAGAUGGAGCGGGCACCCUACACACCAGGUCCCGGUGGAGAUGCCGCGCCUGGCGCUAGAGGUCCUGGUAACCGACUGCUUCAGUUCACCCUCACUAUACCUUUCCCCUCGGCCAUGGAUGCGGAGAUUGCCCACAGGUUCCUGACUCCAAACGAGGAGCUCCAGGAGCCAGUUCGGAAGGAGCUCCAUGUGAACGGCAGCAUCCUGACUGUCCGCUUGACUGCCGAUGACCCUGGCCAGCUCCAAAUGUCCAUCACCUCCUGUCUUGGCCAGCUUUACCUAGUGAUACGGACCAUGCAGAUCAUCAUGCCCCCCUUUUUCACAAAUCCGCAGCAGUGAAAAGGUGGCUGGACCCAACUCUGUGUCCCCCCCAUAUGACAGUGAUUCCUGCAGCAGCUGCCGUUUCCUUACUGAGGCCGCAUCUUUUGCCUCUACUGGCCCUUGGGUGCUUCAGAUCCACAUUUUUUUUUUUUUUUUUUUUUUUUUUGGUGAUCAAAUGGUAACUGCUACU